Acanthosepion pharaonis is the source of this 1719-nucleotide messenger RNA. NCBI's taxonomy places the organism in Eukaryota, Metazoa, Mollusca, Cephalopoda, Sepiida, Sepiidae. The record is from the annotation of a GenBank genome assembly.
AUGUCCCUCCUCUUUGGCUCUGAUUUGGCUCUGAUUCGAUUAUGUCCCUCACUCUUUGGCUCUGAUAGACUCUCCCUUCUCUCUAUUCGAUUAUGUCCCUCACUCUUUGGCUCUGAUGGACAUCCCUCACUCUUUCGAUUAUGUCCCUCACUCUUUGGCUCUGAUGGACAUUACUCCUGCUUCUCUCUAUUCGAUUAUGUCCCUCACUCUUUGGCUCUGAUAGACAUUAAUCCUGCUUCUCUCUAUUCGAUGCCGUUCCUCAAUACUUGGUCAUUACUCUUUCUUGUCCCUGGUCGAUUCUGUCCCUCAAUAUUUAUCCCGGGUAGAUGCUAUCACUGCUUGACUCUAUUCGAUGCUGUUCCUCACUCUUUGGCCCUGAUAGACAUUACAUCUGCUUGUCUCCAUUCCAUGCUGUUUGUCCUUGAUAGACGUUAUCCCCUGUUUGUCGCUGUUCAAUGCCCUUACACUCACUUUAUCUCUGAUAGACGUUACUCCUUGUCCCUGUUCGAUGGUGUUCCUCUCUUUUUGGACUCGACGAUAUUCCUGCUUGACUUUCUUCGACGCAGAUACUCACUGUUUGGCCCUGAUAGACUUUACUCAUACUUGCCUCUAUUCGAGGGUGCUCCUCACCAUUUGACCUUGAUAGACACUACUCUUGCUUGUCUCUGUUCGAUGCUACAGACGCUUCUCCAACUUUGUUCCCUACUGUUUCUCCCUCCAGACGCUGUUCUUAAUCUCUGUCCGAUUCUGUUCCUCAAAGCUGGUUGCCGUAGACUUUAUUCUUCACUGUUUCUUCCUGGUGUUCCUCAUCCGUUCUUGCAGACAGAAUCUUUCUGUCUGUGUCGAAAUCUGACACUACGCCCAAAUCUUUCUCUAUUCCAGUACUCUUUAGCAUUCUUUGCCUUCGUACGAUGCUGUCCUUCACACUCGGUCGCUGCAGAAGUUAACACCCCCCCCCACUGUUUGUCUCUGUACGAUACUGUUCCUCACAUAUUUUUCUUCAGACAAACGUUACUCCCCAGUCUUCGACGAAAUCCGACUCUCUUCCUCGUUGUCUUUCCAGACGUUUGGCCGCUGAAGGCAUUAAUCGUCACUAUUUGCUUCCGUACGAUUCCGUUGCUCAAACAGACGUUAUUUCUCAGUUGCUCUCCGAACUCCGUGGUUAUACGCCAUGUUUUCUCUAUUCCAACGCUGUUCCUCAAUCUUAGUCUCACACGUUAUUCAUCAUAUGCGGUCGCUGUAAAUCUUAGUCAUCACUCUCUAUUGAGAUUUUGCCAAUCUCCGACAUUGUUCUCCAUCGUUUGUCCCUUUCCGGAACGCUUCCCCGUUGUCUGUUUCUGUCCGUUACUCUUACUAAACUCUUUGUCUCUUAAAGUGCUUAUUCCUCACUCUGUCUGCUCCCGUUGUCUCUCUCAGCUUGUCGCUGUUACUCGGUUUAUCUCUCUCGCUCUGACACUUCUUUUCUUCACUUCCAUAACGCUGCCAGUUGUACGUCUUUGCCCAACAUUCAUUGUCUCCUGCGACGUUGUUCUCCGUUUAUUUUCUAUCUUCGAUUCACCCAUUGUUUGUAUGCAACGCCAAUCCGGACUUUUGUCUCUUUCCGAAAUUGUUCCUAAAUUGUUUUUUUUUUUUUCCUUCUCUCCUUCCCUCCCCUCCGAAGCUGACCUUCACGUUUCUUUUCGAUACUGUUCCUCAUUGAUUGUUUCUAUCCGACGCUGA